ACGAGAAAACUGUCUUGACAGGUUCCGGCCAUGUCUGGUACAGUCGGGAAUGCGACAGCUCUUCGUAACCUCGCCGAGGAUCUGUUGACGUCAGAGGAAAAUGGCGCCUUCAGGGAAGCGUUGGGCAACUACCGCCAGACGGGCUCCUUGCCCUCAUUGGUCAAGCAACUGAGUCACGUGAUAAAAACUACUGAGAAGCUGAUGCUGCUCGUGGAGAUCAGCAGUGUCUUGUCUCAGGGUUUGAGGGCCGACUUCCACAAGUUGUGCUGCCUGUACUUCCCAACACAUGGCGCCAGUCCCAGCCGUCCCUCGGCCAAGGUCAUGGCAGCAUCAGCAUCAGAAACCGCGCACGCUCACUGCGCAUACUCAGCGGAUCCCUUCCUACAGUGAUACCGGCACAAGGAACGCCCACAAACGCACGCAGGGCAGAGGGGCGGGCCAGGGUGCUGCUAAAACGACAGGAAGACGGCUCUCUGGGCAUGGGCAUACAAGGCGGGAAAGAGUACAACUCUCCCAUCUCGGUCUACUCUGUGGAGCCAGGGAGUCAGGGCGACGUUCAGGGUCUUCGAGUUGGGGACGAAAUCCUGGAUGUGAACGGCACCGACUUUAGCGACAUCACUCACGCAGAGGCCGUGACGCUGAUCCGGAACGCUUGGAACGUCAUCCUAACAGUUCAUCGUUCCGGGUCAAGUAAUAAUGACUUGAUUGAUGGCGGCCAGCUGACAUCUGCAGGAGAAGAGAUCAAACUCACGGUGUACCCGUCCAAAAAGGGAAAGUUGGGCUGUGGUGUUCACAGGGAAAGAAUCGCGUAACAAGAGGCCCCAGACAUUACAACAAGAAGAAUUUGACAACAUGUUCUCUCCCUUGACGCUCGACUUAUCCCCCCUUGGCCUUGACUCGGAUGAAGACGAUCUUACGACAUUCGCCUCCUCCACCCCACGUAGACCCAGUAGGUCUCAAAGCGAAGAAAAUAGGUCCACUGCCAAGCAAAGGCAGGGUAUGCAACAAGAAAUGCGAACCAGAAGCAUUUCACAGUUGCCCUCAGACCGAAAGUACACCAUAGCCCCUGAAGCAGAGACAAGGGUUAAAUUUCAAGUUGAGGUCGAAGUUCAUCAAGGAAGUACACAUGGAGAGGAGUCAGCGGUCACGGAUGAAAAUGACGGAAUUUUGGACAAGGAACGUCUACGGUCGACCCCUUCGCCACCUUCCUCUCGUUCGUUCAAAGACACGAAUAUCGUCAGUCGUGAAAAUGGUGGUUGUAACAAAAUCAAUCAUAUCAGCAACAACGACAGCAGCAGUAACAACAAUGAGGACGACAACAACAACAACAAUAAUACCACGAACAACAACAACAAUCAGAUGAAUGUCGUCAGCAGCACUAACAGCAACACCUUGGAAAAACCUUACCCUGAACUAAUGACUAUUGGAGGACAACAACGAAUGUACCGGCCUCGCGUGGUCACGGUACCUAACCACAAUCAUCACCACCACCACCACUAUCAUCAACAACACCGUCAGCAUUCGCCUCACGGCCUUCAACCCAGAGGAGGUUCAGCCCACCACCCUCACCAGUCCGCCAAACCCCUGGGCCGCUACAUCCAGGGACCUCAAGCCGCCUUGCCUUCUCGCCUUGCCAUGAUGUACUCUCCUAACACCAACGUUGCCUUCAGCCGUGGCAGAGACAGAGAGAGAACUCCGCGAGCCCAGAAGAAAACAGCCAGCAGUUCCUCCGCUUCCAGUAAGAUGAAGAUCAUAAGGAACCGAAGCCAUUCUCCUCAAGUCACGGCACGUCCACAGAGAGAUCGGGAAUUCCUGAAAGCGAUUCAGAACAGCGUGGAGCGCCGCCAGAGGGCGCACCGACUGUCGCUUUAUCAGCUUCCGGAUCAGGACGAUGACGUGUGGAACAUUUCUUGAUGACUUAAAAUAAGUUGAAACAAAAACAGUAAAGAAACUUUGUGAGAAUUGCAGUAUUGACUAUUUUCGAAGCCACGUUGCAGAAAUUUGGCGCACUCGUGGAAGGCCAUUUUACUUGAUGAUAUUAAAGUUAAAGUAUUUAAUGGUCAGUUAUGUACGAUAUCGCUGUUUGGUCCCAAGCUCAAGAACAUUUGUCAUUUUUUGUCAUGGAAGUGAAUGUUUAGCUGCUGAACAUUUUCCGGCACCCCAGGCCUGAAGAAGUAGGACAGCGCGGCAAUAUGUCUGGAAAAACAUGUAUAGAGGUCUUAGGUUUUUUUCCUUGCUAAAAUCCAGUGACUUUCUCUUUCAAGGAUGUGGUUUUUAUAAAACGUGUGUAUAUCAUGCGCGAGUGUGUGUUUCCAUGUGUAGGCCUAUGUGUGUGUCUAUG
Messenger RNA from Aplysia californica (California sea hare), 2341 nucleotides. RefSeq lists its product as uncharacterized. The record is from RefSeq and is a predicted model, not a curated record. Lineage: Eukaryota; Metazoa; Mollusca; Gastropoda; Aplysiida; Aplysiidae. Gene Ontology annotation, molecular function: protein binding. Gene Ontology annotation, cellular component: plasma membrane.